Molecule: messenger RNA, 2246 nt
Organism: Syngnathus acus (greater pipefish)
Lineage: Eukaryota; Metazoa; Chordata; Actinopteri; Syngnathiformes; Syngnathidae
Gene: c1qtnf2
Product: C1q and TNF related 2
Exons: 3
Coding region: 658-1542 (294 amino acids)
Molecular function (GO): protein binding
Source: RefSeq, a predicted model, not a curated record
UACAUUCUGUUGUAAAGCGUCAGGGGCAGCGGUGAAUACUCCAUUAGCAAAAAAAAAUCAAUAUUUUUUUUAAACUGGCUCAUUUUUUUUUAAGAUAAAGGUGAUCAAUAUUUUGAUCCAAUAUUUGGUUUUAUAUUCAGAUUUUGUUCUGAAUUAUUGAUUAUUUUUCAAAACAUUUGUUCUGAUCAUGCUGUCACAAUUUCUGUUCAUAUGGUUUAAGUUGAAUGGGAAUGCAGUGGUAACCGAACACACCCAUUCCCCCAACAGCCGGACCGUGUCUCAAAGUGACAAAAGCAUCCGGAAUCGUUUUUACACCGCUUUCCGACAUGAAAAAACUUCAACUACACUUUUUAGGCUUAUAGAUUUUACAUUCAAGCAGCCCUUGCUCGUAAAUCAUAAUUCAGCCGUGCAAAACGGUUUCUCUGACUUGAAUUUAAUGACAUCAUGGUGAAAACAUUUGUUGUUUUUUGGGGGGGGGGCUGAGUAGCUGGGCGGAUGUUAUGGACUGCGAGUCACUGAGUUGCACAUUUCCUAGCAGAGAUUCUCCAGAAGAAUACACUGAUUUGACUAUUGACAAACAGCAUGAAAGACCGAUUGCUACCUGAUGCAGAAGACAGCCACUGAGUGUGUUGAAAGAGCCAAUCAUCAUUUUCAACUAUGGCCGCUGUUCUUCAUGUGUGUGUGACGACCUGUCUGCUCUCGGUGGUCCUCUGCCAAUCCAUUUAUUCCUCACCAAAGAAAGGACGCAACAUCACUAUCCACUCGUCUAAUCUGGUUUGCAGCCUUCCAGGCCCGGUGGGGCCUGCGGGGAAUCCAGGAGCCCCUGGGUCACCUGGGGCAAUGGGGCCAAUAGGAGCGCCUGGGAAGGAUGGUCCAGAUGGGCAGGAUGGAGAGAAAGGAGAAAAAGGAGAUGAAGGUGAUCAUGGCAGAGCCGGCAAUCCAGGCAAGCCGGGUUUAAAAGGCCGUGCGGGCUUCAUUGGCAAGGCCGGUCCUCGGGGACUAAAGGGCCAACGGGGGUCACCGGGGCCGGCUGGAAAAAGGGGGCAAAAAGGAGACGAGGGGGACACCGGUCAGAGAGGAGAAGCGGGAGGCUGCGAUUGCGGCGCCGCCGCCCGAUCCGCUUUCUCGGUGGCCGUGUCAAAGAGUUACCCCAAAGAACGCACGCCCAUUCGCUUCGGCCGCAUUUUGCUCAAUGAGGGCAACCACUACAACGUGAGCAGUGGCAAGUUUGUCUGCGCCAUCCCCGGAGUCUAUUACUUUGCCUACGACAUCACUGUGGCCAAUAAGCACCUCGCUAUCGGGCUGGUGCACAACGGACAGUACAAGAUUAAGACGUUUGAUGCAAAUACAGGGAAUCACGAUGUGGCGUCCGGUUCCACUGUCCUCCACCUCCAGCAAUUAGACCAGGUCUGGUUGCAGAUCUUUUACUCGGAGCAGAAUGGACUCUUCUUUGAUCCCUUCUGGACUGACAGCACCUUCACAGGUUUCCUUAUCUACGCUGAUCAGGCUGAUACAAAAGUUAAUUUACAGGGUGACGCUUGAUAUUUUUUUGAUAGUUGAUAGUCUGAUAGUUUCUCAAUCUUUUUUUUUUUUUUUUUUUUAUAUAUAUCUCCCUGUAAGACAAAAUUGUUUUUUUUUUUAGGAAAAAAAUACAUUUGGUGUGCCUUCACUUGUCUAAGUCAUUUUAAUAAUAACAAUGAAGCAGAUAAAAUUGCUCCAUUACUAAAAAUAUUAGCUUUGAUGGCCCCCUUCCUGAUAAAUCUAAAUAAGUCUACCUCCUCUUGUACUAUUGUAAUGGAUUGUUUUCAAUGUGUUUGAUGAAGAUGAUCUCUGCCUUAGGUUUUCCAGUUUAGUUUGUGGCCUUUAUGUGGGGGGAAAAGGUGUGAACGUCCCUGGUUACAUGAUCAAAUACUGACACUAGAUGGCGCUACAAACAAACUCUAAACAACUGAAUAAAAGUGAAGUAGUUUUGGAAUGAUUUGAAUGCGCUUCAGCAUAUUACAAAUUGCGAAGCCAACAUUUUUAAGUUUUGUUCUUAUUCCAUCCAUUUUUGCAUAAGAUUUCAGCGAUCCAAACCAUUCCAACUUGAAAAAAAACCUCUUUCAGCACACAUCAAACUAUUCACGUUCCCCAAAGUUCCACAUCAUCCAUGAUAAAAUUUCACAUGAACGCAAACACACUGAACCUGUCCCCGGUACUCGCUGCUCCGAUAUUUUCACAAUAAAACUUUUGUAAAUUUUAAGGUU